AUGAGCGACAACACGGCAGUUCCGGUAGUCCAAGUGCAGGCGCUCAAAGUGUCCGGCUCGCAAGUCGAACAGGACAUCACCCCCUGGAAGGUCGAGGGCGCGAUCGUCGACGGCGUGCAGCAGGCCAUCGACUACGAGAAGCUGACGGCGUCGUUCGGCACCCGGAUGAUCACAGCCGAGCUGCUCGAGCGCUUCACAAAGGUCACCGGCCACGCCCCCCACCUGUACCUGCGCCGCGGAAUCUUCUUCUCGCACCGCGACCUCGAGGGGAUCCUCGACCGCCACGAGACCGGCAAGCCCUUCUACCUGUACACAGGACGCGGGCCGAGCCGCGGCCACAUGCAUUGGCUGCAGGACGUCUUCGAUGUGCCCCUUGUGGUGCAGCUGACGGACGAUGAGAAGUUCCUGUUCAAGGACGGGCUGACGCUGGCGCAGACCCACGAGUACGCGAUCAACACUGUGCGGGAGAUCGCAGCCAUCGGGUUCCAGCCUGAAAAGACCUUUAUCUUUUCCAACCUCGACUACAUGGGCGGCGCAUUCUACCGCAAUGUGCUCGAGAUCUCGCGCAGCAUCAACUACAACACGGCCAAGGCAGUGUUUGGCUUCGACGGCAGCACAAAUAUCGGCCGCAUCCAGUUCCCCAGCGUGCAGGCUGCGCCUGCGCUGUGCUCGACGUUCCCGAGCAUCUUUGGCGCGCGCAAGGAUAUCCCCUGCCUGAUCCCCUGCGGAAUCGACCAGGACCCGUACUUCCGCGUUACCCGUGAUAUCGCACAGAAGCUCAAGCACAAGAAGCCCGCACUCAUCCACACGCGCUUCCUGCCUGCGCUGCAGGGCGCCACGUCUAAGAUGAGCUCGUCCAUUGAUUCGUCGGCUAUUUUCAUGAGCGACACGCAGGCGCAGAUCAAGAACAAGAUCAACAGGUAUGCCUUUUCCGGAGGCCAGACGUCGCUGGAGGAGCACCGCAGGCUGGGCGGCAAUGUCGAGGUUGAUGUGCCAUUCCAGUACCUGCGGUACUUUGUUGAGGACGACCAGGAGAUUGAGCUGCUCGCUGAGGGGUACACGAAGGGCGAGAUCGCGUCGGGAGAGAUGAAGGCCAGGUGCAUCAAGGUGCUGCAGGAGUUUGUCAGUGACUUCCAGGCGUGCGAGAAGGCUGUCACUACCGAGCAGGUCAACCAGUUUAUGGACCCCGAUUUCCCCCGGCCCUUUGCCUCGCUGAGCAAAAAUCUAGUCACAGCCUUUCGUGUUUUAGAAGGUCUGGGAGCUGGAGAACGCCUGGCACUGCUUGAGCAUGUCCAGGUAGUACUGGCACGACGACAUGUCGUUGCCGGUGCUCUCGAGGCAGCGAGUGAAUGCCUUGGCGUCGGCGUCGCAGCUGCGAGCAAACUGGCUCUGUUGCUGCUGAUCAUAGGCGGACUGCUGGACGGGAGCCGCAGCAGGCUGGGCAGCGGCAGCAUCGCUGCUACCACCAAAGAGACCACCGACAGCGUUGGCCUACAGUUAAAAUCAAAAGUCAUCCAGCUAUCAUAG
Kickxella alabastrina is the source of this 1527-nucleotide messenger RNA. RefSeq lists its product as uncharacterized. Gene Ontology annotation, cellular component: cytoplasm. Bases 1 to 1527 code for a protein of 508 amino acids. The record is from RefSeq and is a predicted model, not a curated record. Gene Ontology annotation, molecular function: tryptophan-tRNA ligase activity; ATP binding. Gene Ontology annotation, biological process: tryptophanyl-tRNA aminoacylation. NCBI's taxonomy places the organism in Eukaryota, Fungi, Kickxellomycota, Kickxellomycetes, Kickxellales, Kickxellaceae. The transcript has 4 exons.